AGAAUUAUUUAUCAGAAACCGUUUGUAUCAUCGUCUUUUAGCUCUUGAUUGGGACCUAUCAAAUUGAUCCGAAGAAAAAACUUGAGCGCCGAUGAUUAAGAGAUCAGAUCAAGGCGGUGUGUUGUAUGUAGCAGAGCCGCUCGAUGCUUGUUCGGAUUUGGUUAAUACGGUGAAUGUGAAAAAUGGAUCAAGUGUUCCUCCUCCGUAUGUUUUGAUUAUCCGCGGUGGCUGUAGUUUUGAAGAGAAGAUUAGGAAUGCGCAAAAGGCUGGUUAUAAAGCUGCUAUUGUUUAUGAUUAUGAAGAUUAUGGCUUCUUAGUAUCAAUGGCAGGAAAUCCCUCUGGUGUACUUAUUUAUGGCACGUUUGUCUCCAAAGCAACUGGGGAAGUACUAAAAGAGUAUGCGGGUCGUACUGAUUUUGAAGUGUGGCUCAUGCCAAGUUUCGAGACUUCAGCUUGGUCAAUCAUGGCUAUCUCGUUCAUAUCUCUGCUCGCUAUGUCUGCUGUGCUUGCCACUUGCUUCUUUGUCCGUAGGCAUCGAGUUAGGCGCCGGCGUAUUCUGGCUCUUAAUGGCAAUGACUUUCCUCGUAUGGCCAAAAACUUGCUAAAACGCAUGCCUACUAUAAUAUUUAAGGGUGUUUGCGAUGAAGCAUCUACUUCUAUUUCGUGUGCUAUAUGCAUUGAGGAUUAUCGCAUCGGAGACAAGCUAAGGAUCCUCCCUUGCCAUCACAAAUUUCAUGUUGCAUGUGUAGACUUGUGGCUUGGCCAAAGGAGAUCAUUUUGUCCGGUUUGCAAACGCGAUGCGAGAAGUAUCAGCAUUGAUAUGCCCGCAUCAGAGCACACACCCUUGCUUACUCCUAGCAAUAGCAUGACCCCGACGUCAUCGUUUCUCUUAUCAUCAUCCUCCACAACCCCAUUGCAGUCAUCUCAUGAGCUACCAAUAUUUAUCAGAGUAGACCCUUCUUUACCAUCCACCUCAAUGCAGCCACACACAGUCCCUAUGUAUCUUUCCCACUCUCGCUCCCACACAAGCUUCCAAAAUGGGUCAUACCGCUUUUCUCGGCCUAUACCAGUUAGCCGGAGUUCAGCAGAUCUCAGGAACGCCGUUUCCCAAAGAUCACACAACUCAACCCGCCAGGGUUCUUUGCCUCGUUCCCUCCACUCAAGAUAUACACACAUACUUAGCCCGGGAAAUGCAUCAAGGAGCUGGGUGGUUGGAUCGUCAACAAGCCUGCGCGAGAGUUCACUUCACCUAAACGACUCCCGCAGGUCUUUCCCUCACUUUUCAUCUGCGAGCUCUCUACCAGGCUGUUAAACUGUUAAAAAGGUAACACCAUACUAACCAAAAGGUUCAGUGUCGGGGCUCAUUGCUUUGAAGAAGCAAUCCACUCCUCCUAGAGGAUGUUGCUCGGCUACUAAUUUGUGACCGUGCCUGAUUUUGGCAAACAAUAGAGUUGAAAAAGUGUU
Molecule: messenger RNA, 1464 nt
Organism: Arabidopsis arenosa
Lineage: Eukaryota; Viridiplantae; Streptophyta; Magnoliopsida; Brassicales; Brassicaceae
Source: the annotation of a GenBank genome assembly